This is a messenger RNA of Lineus longissimus, 5973 nucleotides long. Its product is annotated as SH3 domain-containing kinase-binding protein 1-like. Bases 121 to 1989 code for a protein of 622 amino acids. Gene Ontology annotation, biological process: actin filament organization; cell migration. NCBI's taxonomy places the organism in Eukaryota, Metazoa, Nemertea, Pilidiophora, Heteronemertea, Lineidae. The record is from RefSeq and is a predicted model, not a curated record. The transcript has 15 exons. Gene Ontology annotation, molecular function: protein binding.
GGCAGCCAUUUUGCCAGUUCGGCUUUUCAAGCGAUUAAAUGCUUAACGUUUGUCAAUAAUUUUGCAACAUCUUUGUGAUUUGUGUGUUCUUAGGGAGCAGGACAUCUAGAGCUGAAAAUAAUGACUGACAAGGAAAGGGUGGAUGUCCUGGUCGAGUUUGAAUAUGAUGCCGAUGAAAAAGAUGAAUUGACCCUCCACCCUGGGGAUAUUAUCAGGAACGUGUUGCGGUCUGAUGGUGGCUGGUGGGAAGGAGAACUCAAUGGCAAGGUUGGAGUUUUCCCAGAUAACUUUGUCAAAGUCAUCGAACCAAAAGAAGAAAAUGUUCACAGAAAGGACACACUUCCACACCACAGAAAGGACGAGGCUCACGGGCACAAUAAAAAGGAGGAGGGUCACCAUAAAAAGGAGGACGCGCACAAGAAAGAUGGAAUGCAUGUGAAGGAGUUGAAAAACGUACUCUCUAAGCAAGUUGGCUCAGUCCAUGGACCUGGGCCUGCACAACCUGGUGUGACCAAAAGAAAUCGAGAUUCUGUGAUGAGGCGCAAGAAGUUUGCCAAGGUUGCAUACAGCUACACGCCAGAGAAUCAAGAUGAGCUACGCUUAGAGGUGGGAGAAGUAGUGGAGGUUAUAAAUGAGGAGGAGGAAGGUUGGUGGAAGGGCUCGUUGCGUGGCCAGCAGGGCCUGUUUCCAUCUAACUUUGUGGAGAUGAUUGCUGCGCCUGGUGAGGCUGAUGAAAAUGAGAAGAACGAGAAGAAAGAACAAAAUGAUGAUAAACCAGCGAAUGAAGUGACAGAAAUCAAAGGCAAGAAAGUCAAAGGUGUCGGUCUCGGCAACAUAUUCGGCAAUGAAGAAAUCAAACUGAGGUCGACUGUCAAGGACAAGACGUCCACACCGCACGACGAAACUCCACCACGGCCGAUUAAACCUAGAGUUAGUGUUAGGAUUCAAAAAGCUGGCAGCAUUAAGAAAGCCUCAAAAGUUCAGAAAGCCAAGGUCCUUUUUGGCUACCAAGCACUUAAUGAAGAUGAGUUAACACUCCAAGAAGGGGAGAUCAUCACUGUGCUAGAUCGAGAGAUCGAGGACAGUGGCUGGUGGCUUGGAGAGGUUCAUGGGAAGCGGGGUGUAUUCCCAGAUAAUUUCGUGGAGCUGCUGCCACUGGAAGAGACAAAGCCACGGAAGCCACCACCACCAACCCUGCCAGUGCCCUCGCCCACCUCUGGGGAAGCCAAGAAGAUCAACAAAGCGCUCUCGUCUGAACCAACGUCAGGUAGUUUAAAGAAAGAUGCUCAUGACCGCCCGGGACCACCUUUGCCUGGCAAGAAGCCUGAGCUGCCCCCACCAAUGAGGAAACCGAGUCAGCGUUCAGAUCAUGGGAAAGCUGUGAAGGUAGAGAAUGACCUCGAUGCCAUAGAAAGUCAUGAGAAUCUGAAGAGUUUGACAGCGUCGCGUCCAAAAAAUCCCAACAGACGGCCACCAUCCAUGGUGCUUCUUCAUAGUAAAGAAAAUGGGGAUACUGAAUCUGAAGAACUCUCUUGGAUGAAGGAUAAGUCUGCUUCGCUGGGCAACGACUCUAAAUCAAACAUCGAGGUGGAAAAUGCGAAAAAUCGUGAGAGUGUCGUGAAGCGGGGUACGGCAUUUCCAUCGCACCCCAAGGCAGAGCCUCGGCCCAGCUCGGUGAUCUCAAGUAGUGGAACAUACGAACGCCCAUUGACGAUCGUCAAUGUACCGCCGUCAUCAAACCAGCCGGACGUGGAUGACCUUCGAAGGGAACUCCAACAUUUGAAAGAGAACACUGUUAGCAAAGUGGCAUAUAGUGAAUUACACACAGAGGUGAAAUCAGUGCGAGAACAAUUAGACAAAAUGCGGCAAACAUUUGAUAAACGAUUAAAUGAAUUAAUGGACGAGUUGGACGAGGAGAAGAAGAUACGGUUAUCGACGCAGGUUGAGAUGGAGAGGAUUCGGAGGCUACAUAUGAGCGCUACCACAUGAUGUGUGGCGUCACAACCAUUAACCAUUCCAUGGCUUUCAACCUCAUGCUGGUACAUGAUGUCAGAGACAGACAAAAAGGGAUGUAGAAUCUAGAAGCGUAGCAAGGGAACAUUGUACAGUGAAAAAGGCCAUGAAGAGAAAAAGGGACCAGCCUGGAAUUGUCCAUUUCAGUAACAAACCAUAUCUUUAUUACACAUCUGGCAUAUCUUUAUGACACAUCUUGCUUCAGUAUUACGCCCUUUAUGUUAUCCCCAGUUGCAGAACAUCUCUAUUGGAGAAAUGCCAGUUUAUAAUAGGCAGACGGGUAGGACUGAGGCUAAUCAUUGGGGUCGCAAUAUGGGCCACUGGAUUCCAUUUGCUGCCUAUUUGAAGUCAAAUGUACAAAUCAAGGAUACAAAAUGAGGAAUUUUCAUUAUAGAAUAAAAUAGGAAUUCUCGCUCAGGAUUUUUCAGAUUUUUAAACAUUUUCGUGAUUGGUCAGUUUUUGUCUGGCUAUUGUCUCGCUAUUCAUGUACAAUUUUCUUGAGCAAAUUUAUCAUUUAUACCGGAUUAGCAGAUAUUUGUAUGUAUGUGUAGCUACUACCUGGUAAGGACAAUGUAACUCUGUGAUAUAUGUCUUUGUUUAUUACACUUAAAACCCACAAAUGACAUAAUCUUAGUGGUAAUCACCCAAUAAUAUUUUUUGCCAUUCCAGCGAUUUCCUGGUGUAAAUAAAUUCUUUGAACCAACUACUUGAUGAAUUGGCCAUAAUUGUCAUUUGCAUCGAUAUGUACAUGCACUUGAUUUAUGAUUUGCCUUUUGUAAACUUGGUCAAACAUGUACCUCGACCAAUGUGAGCUUUCCAUCUGUUUGUACCAUAUCACAAUUUCAUAUUCUUUCAAAACCAUUUUUGUGUAUUUUUUCAUAACAUGAAGCGUUCAGUUCUCCAAGUAAGCUGUUUCGCACAGUACCAUAUUCAUUUUUCAAUACCAAAUAAACCUAUAAGCCCAAUCAUAAAAAGCAUUUGCCAUGAACUGGUUCUUUUUGUAAGCAUUGUUGCAUUGGGAUCAAUCCCGAAUAGCUGAUUAUGGUCAUAUGUGACAGUAACAUAUGACACAGUAUUAGUCAAUUAAUGGAUUUCAAGGAUCUGCCAAGGCUGGUCAAAACAACUGCUCUUUCUAUGUCACUUUUGACCUCAAAACAGUCCAUUUGAUACAUUGGAUUUGUGAAGUUCAUUUGGCUGCUAUUAAACUGUAAGAUAAAAUAUUGUAAGAAAAAAUGUGUUGUAAGAAAAAAUUGUAGUGUGUGAUGAUGAAGAAUGUAGAAGAGUUCUUGUAAAUUUAGUUAGAAUUAUGAUUACAGUGGAACCUCUCUAUAAAGGACACCCUCAAGACUGACAAGUGCUGUCCUUAAUAGAGAGGUGUCCUGAUUAGAGAGGUCAAAUUGAAUAGAAACAACCAAUUUGGGAACAAACCUAGUGUCCUUAAUUGAGAGGUUUUCCUUAAUAGAGAGGUGUCCGCUAAGAGAGGUUCUGUACUUAGAAAAUACAUUUAUGUAUAAUCAAGUAAGCCUGCUAAUGCAUAUGUUCAGGUUUUCCUAAUGCUGAUUCUUAUCAGAAGAUCCUGCCAAGUCUUAGGUAUUAGGUUGGCCAAGUGUGCUGAUGGGCAUUUAGUUCUCAUCAAAUGAAACCAUCCAUGCUGUGCUCUGCGUGCAGUAUUCAAACUGAAAACACAAAUGAUACCAUCCAACAAUAAAAAAAUGCGGGUACUGCUUUAGUGAGUCACACUUUUAUUUGUGGGCAACGAUUUUCUUACUGAAUAUCUCUUCUUUAACGUUUGAAGUACUGAUAUCGCAACAUGAAUCCUAUUAGCACUGUUGAUACCUCAUAACAUCAUUUCCAAUGAAAUAUAUAAGAUGUAUCAUAUCAUAACACGCACAGGUCGCGCUGAAUUGACGAUAACAGGACCGCCAUGUUGUUACUUUGUCAAAUUUGUCACCUUCACUCUCGAUUUCCAACGCCCUCUUCAAAAGAGAAGCAUUGAUUUGGUGGUUCAGAUCAAUUCGUGUUGCUGACUUCCGUCACAAAAUGUGCUAUUAAAGAUUGUUGGAUAAUGACAUUUUUCCAAAAACUAUCUUUGGUAAGGGAAUCGCACUCUUAUCCUGAAGGUUUAUGCUUAUAAUGUCGAGAGUUCAUGUUAAAAACCAUGAUACACUUGUUGACUUUUCACUUGUUAUGUCAUGAAUAUCGUAUGUAAGUGUUUAUGUUUUGACCAGGUAUACAGUUCUAGUUUAUAAUGGCACACCAGUUUUCCAGUUUGCAAAGAUUGAAAAUUUAGAAAGAAAUUUCGAAUUCAAAAUGAUUAAACUGAUGUCCAAUAUGCAGCAGGCUGACCACCACCCUGUUGUAUGGGUGAUGUUAUGCCUUUAGAAUUCUUAAAGUGUUAGAACAGAAUGUAGAUAUUAAUUAUUGCAUGUUAAAUUCUAGGUAGAUUUUAUUAAUGUAUUGUAGAGCAUCAAAACCAAGAUUUCACAUUGAUUGAUGUGUUAAUUUGGCCUGAAGUGAGUCUGGGGAACGUUAUACUGUUUGCAGCGUUAGCUAUCUGGAGUUGACCUUCAGGUUUAGACCCUAUCUAAGCAGCUGGGCAAGAAACAAUGCCCUACUUAAAACCUUGACAUUUUCGCGAUGCUAACAGUUGGCAAAUUUGCUCGUUGUCAUAAGCGGUAGACGAAAUAGCAUGUUAGCUGUCAAAGUUUGAUGGUUGUGUAUGAUGGGUGAAAUUUUCUGGCUUUUUAUUAAGUUUGUGUCUGACUGUGCAUAUGCGAAAAUGAAACUCACAGAAAUUUCAAAACUUGUAAUAUAUACCGUAGAGUGUUUCAAACCAUAAAAUUUUGCUUCAACUUCAGGGAAUUGACAUUUUCAGCUUCUCCUGAUGUGUCUUUGUGUCACGUCUUAGUCCUGUGACUGGACCAGGCUUUUGGUACCAUAUGGAUGUUCGAAUUUGUCCAACACAACUUUCUCAAUUAACAGUCUUGAUAAUUGUUUGAACAAGACAUAAUAUCUAUGCUAAAGGAAUGUGGAGUUGGUGAAUUCAUUUAUACAUGUAAUUUGCCAUUUUUAAGGUCUUCCAAGAUACGCGUUGACCUGUCGAUACGUGUUGACCUGUCGAUAUGUGUUGACCUGUCGAUAUGUGUUGACCUGUUGGUACGUGUUGACCUGUUGGUACGUGUUGACCUGUUAGUACGUGUGGACCUGUUGGUACGUGUUGACCUGUCGGUACGAGUUGACCUGUUGGUAUGUGUUGACCUGUCGGUACGUGUUGACCUGUUGGUAUGUGUUGACCUGUUGAUACGUGUUGACCUGUUGAUACGUGUUGACCUGUUGAUACGUGUUGACCUGUUGAUGUGUGUUGACCUGUCGGUACGUGUUGACCUGUCGGUACGUGUUGACCUGUUGAUACGUGUUUACCUGUUGAUACGUGUUUACCUGUUGAUACGUGUUUACCUGUUGAUACGUGUUGACCUGUUGAUACGUGUUGACCUGUUGAUACGUGUUGACCUGUUGAUACGUGUUUACCUGUUGAUACGUGUUGACCUGUUGUCGUGUGAUUCAAAGUAGACCCUGCACUUUUGAGCAGGAAAUGUUAUUGUAGAUAUUCAUCCAAGCUUCUCAUCGUGAACUGAUUAUAACUAAAAUUCAGCCUCUGACUACUUAUGUUAAGGGCUAUUAUAUUUGUUAAUCAACUUCACAGACCCUUUAGCAGACUCUCAAGUGCUAUUCAAGCAUGAGUUUGCUAAGCUAUCAGUGUUGCUCCGUUUUAUCGACAUUCUCAUUGAAGAGAACUGUGUUGAAACUCUUGAUAUUAGGGUUAAUUUGGAGGAGUUUGGGUAUAAAUGUAAAUAUCAGUAUGUUUGGAAUUCAUACUUAUUGUCAUGUGGACGUCUAUUGUUAUCAUAAUAACUCUUUGUACUGUUUAUGAAUAAAUUAAGAAGACUAUUGAUAAUGAAA